This is a messenger RNA of Temnothorax curvispinosus, 3857 nucleotides long. RefSeq names its product hydrocephalus-inducing protein-like. Gene Ontology annotation, cellular component: axoneme. NCBI's taxonomy places the organism in Eukaryota, Metazoa, Arthropoda, Insecta, Hymenoptera, Formicidae. The record is from RefSeq and is a predicted model, not a curated record. Bases 102 to 3857 code for a protein of 1251 amino acids. Gene Ontology annotation, biological process: cilium movement; axonemal central apparatus assembly. The transcript has 17 exons.
GCGCACGCUCGGCCAUCUCGACUCCGAAUUUCGAAAGGCGAAUCUCGCGAUCGCGGGUUUAACAUGAUGAACGAAUAAGUUACGGUUCCGACGCUUCACACAUGUUCCAUAUCAUCGCUUGCUGUCCCGCGAAGCACCUCGAACACUCGCUUACAAGCGAAUACGCAUUCGCUUUUUCGAAUACCGGCACCGUCGACAUCGAAUACGCGUGGCAGAUAAAUAUGGACGAGCAGUACCCGGUGAGAUCGGUCGCGAAUUAUUCGUCAAGAUCGCGAAGGAACGAUGCUCGAUCCAAAAUUACCUCAUUAACGUCUCACGAACAUCGUCAACGACACAAUCCGAGUUUCGUCGGGAGCGUAAAAUCGAAUCGUCGACAGCUCCUGUCGUCUCGAGACAAUCUUAUCGAGGUGAAACCAACUGCUCGCCAAUGCGGUCCAUCCGAUCUCUUUAGCAGCAGCGCCGGACUGACGGAAAGAAGUAGCGACAGCUGGUUAGAGAGCGACGAUCUUCCGUUUGGAAUUUAUCCCGAAAAGGGAAUUUUAUCGCCGGAUGAAUCCGUGGAAUGCGUUUUGCGAUUCUCCCCCGUGGAUGUAUUCGACUACAAGGCAUAUCUUACAUGCAAAAUGGAGAAUCUCGAUCCGGAGCUGCCGGAGUUGGUUAUUCCCAUCGUCGGAAGAAGUUUGUUGCCGUACUGCCACUUCGACAUACCGGAAAGCGACUAUCUGCUCGGUGAUAGACGCGACGCGAAACUGCCAGGACCCAUCGGUUACCAACCGGAUGAUAAUUCUCUUCCGGAGGGUACGAGAGUGAUUGAGCUCGACGUGAUCGGAAUCGGCGGGUCUCACGUAAUCAAGUUCCGAAUGAUAAAUCCAACGUCGGACGACUAUCAUUUCGCUUGGGAGGAUCGUACCCGUCACGCCGAAGGCGAGAUCCCGAAAUUUCAUUGUACACUUCCGGAAGGAAUCGCUGAGCGAGGAAAACAAGUCGACUUCGCGUUUACGUUUCUCGCGGAGGACAUCGGCAUUUUCGAAUCCUUCUGGUUGUUCCGUGUCGAAAAAUACAAUCUGGAGUGUUUCUUUCUGUUCGUCGCAACGGUCAGAGAACCGUCGGUUUGCUGUUCGCUUGCCCAUCUAAAAAUGAGACCAACCGUAUUGGGGACCAAUGUGCGAGGUUCGGUAAGCAUAAUUAACAACGAGGAAUUUCAGAUUUCCUUUCACAUCGCGCGAGAUUCUUUAUAUUCCGAAGGGCGGCUUCAGCAUUUAAAGAUAACGCCUAUGAGUGGCAUUUUGCCAGCGAAAAGCGAGCAGAUAUUUUGGAUCGAGUAUCAGCCUACGCUUGUUGGCGAAUUUCAAUUUUCUGUAAAAUGCGUUGUAAAAAGAAUGAAGGCAUUAUUGACUAUAUUUGUUACGACGACGACGUACGAUAUUAUCGUUUCCGUUACGUACGUCGAUCAGAACGGCCAGAUAGCGCGAUUAAAUCAGAAUAAAGAAAAUAUUAUCGACUACGGGAAAUUGAUGUUAAAAACGCCCGUUACUAUCACGUUUGAAAUAAUAAACUCGAGCAAGAUGACGCUUUACUACUCUUGGGACCUCGGCAUGACAUCGGAAAUAAUUAGCAGAAAUAUGUACACGAUUGCAAUGCCUCAAACGCAGGAUCACGUGCUUAGCGAGUCGCGUUCCAACUGUUCUCUCAUUGUCACAGCGUUACAAAAGACGGUGAUAAAGAAUCAUCCCAUUCUUUUGAAGAUUUCUAGAGGGCCGACCUACCGACUAAUCUUGAAAGCAACAGCGAAUAAACCGAUUUUGGAGUUCAGUUUUAAUUAUUACGACUUUGGACCGUGCUACAUUCGAAACGUCACUCCGUAUCACAUCGACUUACGCAUCACGAAUUCAGACGAUGUUCCGUACAUAUUAGAAUGCAAAUUUGAGAAGAAACCACACAUCUCUGUAAAUCUAGAUGCCCUUUCAGAGACAAUAAUCGCUCGGUCAAGUAUUAUCGUUCCGAUAACAUUCCGACCUUUGGAACAGGUGCAUUAUCGUGAUGAUUUGCAUUUUAUAAUCAAUUCGACGAUCGAAAAAAAGAUUACUAUAACUGGCGAAGGAAUUAUACAUAAGAUUCGUUUAGUAAAUCCGCGCGACAAAUCAGUGGAUCUUGGUAAUCUACCAAUUAAUAAAAUAGCAACUAAAAAAGUGCCAGUGAUCAACGACGGACGUGCUGCACUCGAGUUGAAGUUUGAUCUUAUGAAGAAUCUACCUGGAUACGAUCGAUUUCGCGAACGAUUUCAAAUUUGUCCGGAUAAGAUCGACCAAGAGAAUUCCAAAAAGGAUCACACUCGAGCAUCGAUUUCUGAAACAAAACGUUCGCAUACGCUCGACGUGACUCUUCAGACCGUCGAACCCGAUCUGUCCGAAGUUCUGGAGAUCGAGCCGGCAGAAUCGAUCGUACUUCAGCCGGGGAAAAUUGCGAAUGUCGUUGUAAAAUACAAAUCUACGCGCAGGAUGCGUCCUUUCGUCGUUAAGAUGGCUUACCAAACCAAUUCCAUGAUCCAACCGUUAUUUAUCUUGCGCGGAAGCUGUAUAGGCGCGGAGUUCCGUUUGAACAGGACUUAUGUUCCUUUCGGUAUAGUCGUUCAACGUUGUCUCAGCGAGACAAAGAUAGUGCUAUUGAACACGGGAGAUAUUGGUGUCAGAUUCAAGUGGAACACGUCGAAAUUGCCCAGUGAUUUUAGCAUCGCUCCUGCGGCUGGCUAUUGCUCUCCUGGUAUGGACGUCAACUUCGUUGUCAGUUUCCGACCUACUCAGCACGACAGUUUGAUCGAGGGCAAUGCAACGCUUGAAAUUGAAAAAUAUGGAGAUCUCAGCGUAAGAAUUACCGGAGCUAGUUGCAAGCUACCCGACCCGGUUGACACUCUGUUCUUCUCGUGUCGCGUUCGCGAGAAAAUAAUGAGGUCUCUAAACGUCGAAAACGACACCGCGACUCCUUGGAAAUUGAAACCGGAGAUUACCGGCGACUAUUUCUUCGUCGACGAGGUCUUGCACGUUCCUUCGAAAAAAUCUGCUACCUGCGCAGUCACCUACGCUCCUCUAGUCAUGAACAGCGAGAAUAAUCACCACGAAGGUACGUUGCUUCUAAAGCUGCCGGAUGACAAAGCGCCUUUGGUGUACUGUCUUCGAGGACUCAGUCUACCUCCGCAAGUUCUCCAAAGGAUUACACGUCAAUUCCCGGCAAAGACGAAGUACACCGAAUUGUUACCUGUCUACAAUUGGCUGAGCAGGCAGCAACGAUUCGAAUGCAAAAUUGUGAAUACAAACGGCAACGAGCCCGUCGAGAAUGUCAAAGUAUUCACUUUUAUCGGCAAUAGCAAGAUAGAUGUGCCGGCGAACGGCCAGCGAGAUUAUCGCGCAGAGUUUUACUCCUACAAAGAAUCGAAAUAUAAUUUUAAGGAAACCAUCGGUGUUGAGUAUCGUCCUUUACACCCUGCCGAGGAAACCGCGGUAAACUUGGACAUCAACUGCGAGGAGCUCGGACUGUUUCCCUAUGAGCUGCGAUUGCGAGCGAUACCAGCACCCGCGGAGAAAACGACUCACGUCGUCGCGGUACUCGGCGGUUCCACCACCUUCUCUCUGACUAUAAGCAAUCACGCCCGAAAGACUGCGGUGUUCGCCAUCAAGGUGAAUAACGAAUGCUUCACGACUCCGAAGAACGUCGAGGUGCCAGCUUUGAAGAAUGCUACAUUCGAUGUAACUUACGAGCCCUGCGACGUCGACAACAUCUCCGCUACUUUGACAGCCACAUCUGAGAUUGCCGGCGAAUUUGUGUACGAUAAUUCGCAAUUAAGAUGGCUUAAUCCUUCGUGA